Messenger RNA from Bombyx mandarina (wild silkworm), 2325 nucleotides. RefSeq names its product BTB/POZ domain-containing protein KCTD3. Gene Ontology annotation, biological process: protein homooligomerization. NCBI's taxonomy places the organism in Eukaryota, Metazoa, Arthropoda, Insecta, Lepidoptera, Bombycidae. Gene Ontology annotation, molecular function: protein binding. The record is from RefSeq and is a predicted model, not a curated record.
UGUUUGUUGACGUUGAUCUCGUCGUGUUUUGGAAGUAAAUAAAUCUACAGUUUAUUCUUUAAACAUUAAUAUAAAUAAAAACUCUGAAAGAGAAUUCAGAGGAGUGUAAUUAAAUGUCAAAUUACCAGGAAAUAGUCAAUUUAAACAUCGGAGGCACGAGAUUUUCGACAUCAUGGCACACUCUUACUUGGGUACCAGACACAUUCUUCACAGCGCUUCUGAGCGGACGCAUUCCUACUGUCAGAGAUGAAACAGGAGCCAUAUUCAUUGACAGAGAUCCAAAUCUAUUUGGACUCAUUCUGAACUAUCUUAGAACUAGAGAUAUAGACCUUAACAAUGUAAACGUAAGGACAUUAAAGCAUGAAUGUGAUUACUUUGGCAUCACACCAUUAAGCAGAAGGUUAGCGCUAUGUGACGAGAUGACCCAUUCUUCCUGUGGAGAUGUACUAUUUUAUGGAUAUUUGCCACCGCCAUUAAGCACAGCACUACCAAAUACCAGCACUGUCAGAAACGGAAAUGGCUGUUCUCGUAAAAACUCAACAGCAUCAAAUACAGAAAUUACUGUAAACAGAACACAUUCUAGAAACUCCUCCCUCGAUCUACGUACUGUUGGAAGAAUACCCUCACAAGAUCAGCUAAGCCGUUGUGGUAGAGGACAUUCAAGAGCAGCUUCCCUGGGAAAUGCAGACUGUCACAAAGGCCAAAGACCACCCGAACUGAAUACAUGGCCAGACAACAGCAAAGUACACAUUAUAAAAGCACAUCACAACUGGGUCGUGGUUGCCUAUGCACAUUUUGUAACUGGUUACAGAUUGACAGACUCAUGCGGAUGGUAUGUAGUAUUCCAAUCACCGGUACAGGAUUCAGUAAUAGAAAGGAUAGCAUUAAAUGCGAAGACCGGCGGUGGCGGGACUUCUGGCAGUAAUAACUCCACCGGCACUGAUGUUAUGCUUGGCAUUGCUAGUGGGCCACUAGUAAAACUGUGGGCAUUCUCGACGCAUAGCGAACCUGUUAGGAGAACUCUGAUUGGCUCAUUUAAUUUAGGGGUUCGGAUAGAGCAUCUAUUGUUCGUUGGACCACAACUAGUCGCUUUAAGUGGGGCCGGGAGCCGCAGUAAGGCCGGCGUCUGGCACACGAGCACACAGCACUGGCAGACGCAGGACGUGGCCCAUCUAACCACAUACGACACAGCCGGCUCGUUCCUGCUACUCGGAACUGCUACCGGAGCCAUCAAUUACAUAGACAUGCAGAAGUUUCCGUUGCGAAUGAAAGACAAUGAUCUCCUCGUCACACAACUGUACAAAGAUCCAAAUCUCGAGCCAAUAACUGCUAUAUCAGUUUAUUUAACGCCAAAGACUAAUCUAUGCGGCAAUUGGAUCGAGAUCGCUUACGGUACACGUUACGGUUCAGUCCGCGUGAUCGUUCAGCACCCGGAGACAGUGGGCCAUGGACCACAGCUCUUCCAAACAUUUACCGUGCACCAGAGUCCUAUUACUAAGGUGUCCCUAUCGGAAAACUAUUUGAUAUCGGUAUGCAGCGAGUACAAUCACGUGCGUUCGUGGCGCGUGACGCGUUUCCGGGGAAUGAUAUCGACCCAGCCCGGCACAACGCCUAAUGCCGCCUUCAAAGUGCUGGCUCUGGAACCGCCCACCGCCCAUCCUCACAACGAUUGCGGACCUUACGGGGAGCAAGAUGUGGAGCAAAUAUUCAUACAAAAAGUCAUCCCUGAUACGGACACGUUGUACGUACGAUUGGCUUCCAACGGAAAGAGGGUGUGCACGAUCCGUUCGGUGGACGGUUCGGCGGUGUCUUGCUUCACGGUGGCGGAGUGCGAGGGCGCGCUGCGGCCGCGGCGGCUGCUGCUGUGCGGCCACCGCUCUGGAGCCGCUCAAAUGUGGGAUUUGACCGCCCCUAUUGAUAGGGCUGUCAAACCUGCCUCGUCUGUGCCCACAGGUGAAGGUGACGAGUCUCCGUCCACCGAGGGCGGUCCGACUCCGGACGAGCUGGUCCGACUGCUGUCCGGCUGCGAUCUGGACGCGACCCCGGUACCGCAGUCGCCGAAUCGUCCCAUACAAGCACCAUGAGAAACACCCAAUUGUUUAUACGCUGCCCUCUGCGAUUUGUACACGUACGUUUUCGAUACAUGAAAUUUUAACUAAUUAAAUAAUUCAUAACCAAGAAAUCAGACUCCGAAAACAAAACAAUCUAAACAGUACUUAUAAGUUACUAGCCGUACUAGCCCGCUUCGCUGGGCAUUUAAAACUAACAUUAUUAUUUAUUGUCAUUAUUAUUAGGGAGUCCAACACUCAUAUAAAUAUUAGCCUA